AACGCCUCCAUUCGACUUCAUCAUCUACAUUGUAUUAUCAUCAAACCGGCGCUUCGACACUCCAGUGAAAAGCGUUACGCUUUGACGCAUGCUCCAUAUCUCUGGUCUUGCCGUCGUCCAUGACGGCGCGCCACCUUCUACCUUUUCACCAAGACUUUCAUAGCAAGCCAAGUCGCCCAAGCUACGACAUCUUAUGCCCGCUGCACCCUACUUCGCACAUCCUCUCCUUGCCAUUUGUACUUCUCUCGAUUUUGAAAUUCCACACGAUGAGAAUGGUCAAAGUGCGUCUGAGCAAGAACGCUCUGGACCCAAACCUACAUUGGCCAGCGCGCGCAGCAGUUGUAGCGUUGGAGUCCCGUAGGUUGAAUUUGGAAUCUUGGGGUGCACUCCGGUGCACUCCGGUGCGCUCCGUUGGAGUCGUGGCACCACGGCCAAGCUGUAACGAUGCGUCAUGCGUGUGCUUAGUUGCGAUACGCAACAGAGAUGCAAUCGAUCAAGGAAGCGCAAAGAUCAGAGCAUUAGCCAGCGAAGCAGCUUACACGCAACUACCCUUCAAGACGAGGCCAUAGCGCCGCAUCUAUACACUCCAUCAUCUAGCUGUUUAAAGACGACUCAUGGGCGACUGAACGCUCCAUCAUGCUGGGAAUACCGAAUUUGAUCGGU
Molecule: messenger RNA, 663 nt
Organism: Ceraceosorus guamensis
Lineage: Eukaryota; Fungi; Basidiomycota; Exobasidiomycetes; Ceraceosorales; Ceraceosoraceae
Exons: 1
Coding region: 120-569 (149 amino acids)
Source: RefSeq, a predicted model, not a curated record